GAAAAAGAGGUUUCAUUUCAUCGGCAAAAACGGGAGUGGAGUGACGGUGUGGAUGGAGCAAAACGGCGUCGUAAGGUUUCGGCACCGUCGCUCGCCGUCCUCCGAUCGAUUUCUCGGCGUAUUCUCUCCCCCUCAAACUGAUAGCGCUAUUAGCGGUGGCGAUGAGCUUAACGAAGAUGAAGUUUUCUGGACCGGACAAGACUUCACUGAACCGGCGGUUCACCGCCACUCUACUAUCUUCCGUGAACCGGAGAAAUUCGGUAUUUUAGCUGCAUUGCCUGAGGAUCACCAGACAAUUAACCGUCCAGUUGUUUACCGGAAACCUUCCAUAACUUCCUCACCUACUGGUACAAAGCUGUUUCAUUCACCGCCGAUUUCGUCUUCGCCUUCACCAGCGAUGCCUUUUUCGCGAGCUAUUCCCAAGCCUCCAUUGGAUAGAGAACGUGGCUAUAACCGUAAUUAUUCACAGACAAUGCCGGCGAGGAAGUUCCAACACUCGGCGCCAGUGAAUGUGCCGAUGAUGCCGAAGAAGGCGCCGAGAAGAGGUGAGAUGGUUGAUGUGGAAAUCGAUGAUGAUGAGGAGGGAGAUGAUGAGAUGCUUCCGCCACAUGAGAUUGUAGCUAGAGGAGGAUCAUCUAGAUCACCUAAAACCACGUUUUCUGUGCUCGAAGGCGUGGGAAGAACACUCAAAGGGAGAGAUCUUCGUCGAGUUCGCAAUGCCGUUUUCCGCCAAACAGGUUUUCUAGAUUGAUACAUCUGAACGAGUUAUACAUAUUGUUAAAAGUAUCUGGACUGAGGUGAAUUUUUCUAGCCAACUUUCAGUCAUGGAGUCCAUCACUUAGUUAAUAUUAUACAAUGGAGAUAGUCCUAUAUGCUUUUUCAUCAGUUUAUGGGGUUUUCCUGUAUUAAUGGGAAUUGAAAAUAUUAUUCUUGGAAAUUUUGGUGUACAUUUUGGGCAAUGGAGAUCAAGAGAAUUUAAAUGGAAGAUAGUUUUGUUAGAUUGUUA
Lycium ferocissimum is the source of this 1006-nucleotide messenger RNA. RefSeq names its product protein S40-7-like. Bases 53 to 751 code for a protein of 232 amino acids. NCBI's taxonomy places the organism in Eukaryota, Viridiplantae, Streptophyta, Magnoliopsida, Solanales, Solanaceae. The record is from RefSeq and is a predicted model, not a curated record. The transcript is spliced from 2 exons.